CCUAAGAAGAGGCUGGGGGAGGCGUGUGUGUGUGUGGACGGAGGACUUACUCUUGCUAAUGCUUCUCUACCUGCGUCGCCGUGGUUGCCGCCUGCAGGCUCUCUAGGAGGCAUGGCUCUGGCUCUCGGCAAAGUGCUCUGCCUGGGAAAGGAAUUCUUUUUAAAAGAGACACCUGCACAUAUCUGUCUUGCCUUAAAAACUUCAAGAAGGAUUCCUAUUUGUUCUGUAGGCAAUGCACUGCUGAACGGCCACAGGCACUAUAGGUCCCAGCCCACCCAUGGCAUUGGUCGAUAUAGACAUCUGCUCCUCCCAGAGGUCGAGAAGAAGAAGCGAAACAGAGUCCAAAUGAAGGAGAUUGACCCUGGGACGGACCACGAGUAUGGCAUUUUGAACAUAGUCAUGACUGGCUACGACAUGACUCUGGUUGAACAUUAUGCUCAGUACAUUCACAAGCUUUGCAACCGGCUGUCCAUCCGGGUGGAGGAAAGCUACGCGAUGCCCACAAAGACUACAGAGGUGAUGCUGUUGCAGGAGCAAGGGACCAAGACAUACGUGGAUGCUGUUCUCACAACCCACCAACGUGUUGUCCAGGGAUCCAUGCAAGAUCUCACCUCGUGGAGUUGCAAUGAUCAUGAGAACGGUGACAAAGCAGCCCAGAACUACACGGGGGGGACUUGUCAAUGAUCUCAGGGCAGCUGGAACCAUAGUCACCAAGAAAACAAUUGGUAACACACUAAGCCGUGAAGGACUGAAAUCUUGCAGUGCCCGCAAGGUCCCGCUGCUCAAGGCAGCACAUGUACAGGCCCAUCUGCAGUUUGCCAAUGCACAUCUGAAUGAUCCAGAGGAGAACUGGGCGAAAGUGUUGUGGUCAGAUGAGACCAAAAUCGAGCUCUUUGGCAUCAACUCAACUCGCCGUGUGUGGAGGAGGAGGAAUGCUGCCUAUGAGCCCAAGAACACCAUCCCCACCGUCAAACAUGGAGGUGGACACAUUAUGCUUUGGGGGUGUUUUUCUGCUAAGGGGACAGGGCACCUUCACCACAUCGAAGGGACGGUGGACGGGACCAUGUACCGUCAGAUCUUGGGUGAGCACCUCCUUCCCUCAGCCACGGCAUUGAGAAUGGGUCGUGGAUGGGUAUUCCAGCAUGACAAUGACCCAAAACACACAGCCAAGGCAACAAAGGAGUGGCUCAAGAAGAAGCACAUGAAGGUCCUGGAGUGGCCCAGCCAGUCUCCAGACCUUAAUCCCAUAGAAAAUACAUGGAGGGAGCUGAAGGUUCGGGUUGCCAAACAUCAGCCUCGAAACCUUUCUGACUUGGAGAGGAUCUGCAAAGAGGAGUAGGACAACAUCCCUCCUGGGUUGUGUGCAAACCUGGUGGCCAACUACAAGAAACGUCUGACCUCUGUGAUUGCCAGCAAGGGUUUUGCCACCAAGUACUAAGACAUCUUUUGUGAAGGGAUCAAAUACUUAUUUCCCUCACUACAAUGCAAAUCCAUCGCUGACUUUUGGGCACUGGGCUUUUGAGGGUUUGUUUGUUGUUGUUCUGUCUCUCACAGCUACAAUAAACCUACCAUUCCAAUUA
This is a messenger RNA of Hemicordylus capensis (graceful crag lizard), 1580 nucleotides long. It is a transcript of the gene MRPL48, whose product is annotated as mitochondrial ribosomal protein L48. The record is from RefSeq and is a predicted model, not a curated record. Gene Ontology annotation, cellular component: mitochondrial ribosome. Bases 112 to 684 code for a protein of 190 amino acids. The transcript is spliced from 7 exons. NCBI's taxonomy places the organism in Eukaryota, Metazoa, Chordata, Lepidosauria, Squamata, Cordylidae.